Molecule: messenger RNA, 4188 nt
Organism: Xenopus laevis (African clawed frog)
Lineage: Eukaryota; Metazoa; Chordata; Amphibia; Anura; Pipidae
Gene: klhl4.L
Product: kelch like family member 4 L homeolog
Exons: 11
Coding region: 560-2719 (719 amino acids)
Cellular component (GO): cytoskeleton
Source: RefSeq, a predicted model, not a curated record
AGGUGCACCAACUAUUCAUCUAUUCCCGGAGUGAAGCAUACAUUUUGUUCCACAGAAGCAGAGCCUUGCUAUUGUCAGGCUGCUGCUACAUUGGGAUGUGCUUUCUCACUUCUUAAAUUGCAGUGUGAGUAGAGAGGAGAUCAUGUGAGCUCAGGCUGUGUAUUGUGCUGCCUGUGUAACAGAGCUGCCAGUGUGCGAGCCCAGCAUUGAGCUGAGGAGUAUUCUAGCAGCUAUUUUCCUCUCCUCCUGAGCUGAUUUACUUGUUCAAGGUGUGACCUCAUCACCCUGUCAGUUUGGAAUCCCACCUCCACAUUUAGCACUAGCCUUGUAUGGGACUGAGGUGCCUGCAGCAUGCUACACAGGGACACGUGCUAUUUGCAGGUUCUUUUAGGAGGCAGAGGAGACAGACAGAAAGGCUACCAAGAAAGGAUUUUUACCAGCAUUGGAAAUACAUCAGUGUUCUAUUACCUCUCACCUUAGCCAUUUCUUUUUUAAUUCAUAUAUACAUAGAUUAGAUUGUUUUUUUCUUCUACACCAUUCACAUCAUUUUUGUAAAAGCAUGUCAGUAUCUGGGAAAAAAGAGUUUGAUGUGAAGCAGAUCCUAAGGCUGCGAUGGAGGUGGUUCAGCCACCCCUCUCAGGGCUCUGCAGGCUCCGGUGGCUGCCUGCAGCAGGAAGGAUAUGAGCACAGGGGGUCACCGGUUCACAAUAGGUUGAAAAGCCACUCACGGGACAGGAAUGGACUAAAGAAAAACAGCAGCCCUGUCCAUAACAUACUGGCACCAGUGCCAGGUCCAGCCCCUGCAUACCAUCGAUCCAUCCAGCCCUGGCAGCAGCAAAACCUGAUUGAAAAUCUUCAGGCAAGUGAGGAUAUUCCAAAGCCUGGCACUGAGGAGAAACUGGUGAAGGAGGAAGAGAGCAAGGGUGCUGAGGAGGUGCAGACAAUCCCAGAGCAGCACCCCGAGGCUGCCAUUGACAGGCUUCACGUCACAAGCAGUUCUCCUAAUAGAAUGAAGUCCAGUGGUUCAGAUGAGUAUUUUCAGUCUUUAAACCAUGCAGAACAGACAUUUCGCAAAAUGGAAAACUACCUCCAACACAAGCAGCUAUGUGAUGUUCUACUGAUCGCCGGAAACCUCAAAAUUCCAGCACACAGGUUGGUCUUAAGCGCAGUGUCAGAUUAUUUUGCCGCAAUGUUUACUAAUGAUGUGCGGGAAGCAAAAGAAGAAGAGAUAAAAAUUGAAGGUGUGGACCCAGAUGCAUUAAAGGCUCUUGUACAUUAUGCCUAUACAGGGGUUUUAGAACUUAAAGAAGACACAAUUGAGAGCUUGCUCGCUGCAGCUUGUCUCCUCCAGCUAUCCCAAGUUAUUGAUGUUUGCUGUAAUUUCCUGAUGAAGCAGCUUCAUCCCUCCAAUUGUUUAGGGAUUCGGUCAUUUGGAGACGCACAAGGUUGCAUGGAGCUUCUGAGAGUGGCACACAGCUAUACAAUGGAACAUUUUAUUGAAGUUAUAUGCAAUCAAGAGUUUCUCCUGCUGCCAGCAAGUGAAAUAGCAAAGCUGCUCUCUAGUGAUGACAUCAAUGUUCCUGAUGAAGAAACAAUAUUUCAAGCUUUAAUGCAGUGGGUCAAGCAUGACAUUCAGUCUCGACAAAGAGAUCUGGGAAUGUUGCUUUCCUUCAUUAGGUUACCAUUACUUCCUCCACAGUUGCUUGCAGAUCUUGAAAACAGCCCAAUGUUUGCAAAUGACUUGGAAUGCCAGAAAUUUCUUAUGGAAGCAAUGAAGUAUCACCUUCUACCAGAGAGGAGAUUAAUGAUGCAGAGUCCCAGGACUAAACCCAGAAAGUCGACAGUGGGAGCCCUCUAUGCUGUAGGUGGAAUGGAUGCUACAAAAGGUGCUACUACAAUUGAAAAAUAUGAUCUGCGGACAAACAGCUGGAUACAAAUUAGUACAAUGAAUGGAAGACGUCUUCAGUUUGGAGUCGCAGUUAUUGACAAUAAGCUAUAUGUUGUUGGUGGGAGAGACGGAUUAAAAACCUCAAAUACGGUGGAAUGUUUCAACCCAGUAACUAAAGUGUGGUCCAUAAUGCCCCCGAUGUCAACUCACAGGCAUGGCUUGGGAGUUGCUGUUUUGGAAGGGCCAAUGUAUGCAGUUGGUGGACAUGAUGGAUGGAGCUACCUUAACACUGUAGAACGGUGGGACCCUCAAGCACGACAGUGGAAUUAUGUUGCCAGUAUGUCAACUCCUAGAAGCACAGUAGGGGUGGCAGCACUAAACAGCAAAUUAUAUGCUGUGGGAGGAAGAGAUGGAAGUUCUUGCUUAAAAUCCAUGGAAUGUUUUGAUCCCCACACAAACAAAUGGAGUAUGUGCUCUCCAAUGUCAAAAAGAAGAGGAGGAGUUGGAGUGGCAACAUAUAAUGGUUUUCUAUAUGCGGUUGGAGGCCAUGAUGCUCCAGCUUCAAAUCAUUGCUCUAGACUUUCUGAUUGUGUUGAAAGGUACGAUCCCAAAACGGACAAUUGGACAAUGGUGGCCCCAUUGAGCAUACCUAGAGAUGCAGUUGGAGUUUGUCCUCUGGGAGACAGGCUGUAUGCUGUGGGUGGAUAUGAUGGACAGUCUUACCUUAACAUUGUGGAAUCAUAUGAUGCACAAUCCAAUGAAUGGACGCAGGAUGUUUCCCUUAAUAUUGGAAGAGCUGGGGCUUGUCUUGUAGUAAUUAAGUUGCCAUGACAAGUUAUAUUUCCAAAUUGCACUUAAACAGCAAAAAGGAGACACUGGACCAUUCACAGUCUGCACAAGUUCUCUUCUCUGUGAACACUGGCUUUAAAAUGACUGGUGUUGGGAAAAUCAAAAAGAAGUUGACCUGCAGAAGUGUACAUAUGUAAUUUCUGUUGAUAUUUGCUAUAUAUACAGUAUGAACUGUGCCAAACUUUAAUUCCAAAAAAAAUGGUAUGUAAGUAUGUAACCAUGGUUACAUACUGAAAGGUUGGACACAGUAAACAUUCUAGAUAAUACCAAAAUGUAGUCUUUGCAAAUAUAUUUAUGUACCAUCCUGAAAGAUGAUUGGUAUGAAAGGCUUAUAUUUUAAUAAUUCACAUUCUGUUAUAUAACUAGUGAAAAUAUUUUUAUUAAGGAAAAAGGAAGUUGAAAGAUGUGUAGAACAGUUUAACUAAAAUGUGUAGGACAGUUUAACUAAAAUGUGAUUUUUACUUUUCCCUUUACUUUGGCUUCUCUUUAACAUUACUAUUUGUUUUAUUACAUAAUGUUUUUUGUUCUAAAAAAAAGUUGUUAUUAACAUAAAACAUUAUAGAUAUAUUUUUAAUGUUAGUGCUCAAGAUUUUAAGUACUAAAAGCAAUUAUUCUAAGGCACAAUAGAAAUAAUGGUUGUAUUUCAAUGAAAUAAUGUCCUCUUAUUUGUGAUUGUUUUUGUUUUGUUUGUUUUUUAAAUAUGUGCUUUAAACAUGCUUUGAGCCCUAGAGUUCUAUCCAUUGUAAAAAAAAAUGUUUAUCAAGCAAUGGAGUUAAAAGCUAUAAACAAUGUCAGAAAUAUUUUGCACUGAAUAUGGAUUAUAGAAUUACUUAUUCAGAUGGAAGACUAAAAAUGCAUUCAAAAAGUGCUCUCUCUGUGACCUAAACUUGAAUGACCGUACUUGAAGGAGAGGUUUUUUUUUACUUGAGGAAGUUGCAAACUGAAAUUAACAGACCUAAAAUUGUAUUUCCUCUAUUUUUUUAUUCAGCCAGUAGAAUAAUGAACGUCCUCAUAACACUGAAUAACAUUGCACAUUAACUAGUUAAGUAAACAUUUGGAGAUGUUAUAUUUUCUAAGGCAGCUGGUAUUUGUGGGAAUAAGUAAAUACUAAGAAGACAAGAUAGGAUAAUUAUAAUUUAUAGUUAUGGGCUUAGGAGCUUCCCUGCAAUGAAAUACCAUUGUAAUUAAUAAAACAAAUGAAAUAGGAUCAUCAACUUUUAAUACUUUGUGUAUUCAAAAAAACAAGCAAUAAGCAAGGCAGCAAUUUUCCACUGAAAUGAGGUAUCCAAUCAGCAUGUAACCGUUACAUACUUUUGAAAUUGCUUACUUAGAAAAGGCCAUCAAGCUUCAAGUCUUCUGCAUUUUAUAUAACCAAGAUAGUACAGGUAUAGGAUCCAUUAUCUGCAAACCCAUUAUCCAGAAAGCUCUAAAUUACAGAAUGGUCAUCUCCC